AUGGAUUACACCAAAAGAGAUGAUGAGUACCCCCGGGACCAUCUGUACCAGAUGCCCUCAACACAUUUUCUGCUGGCUUUGAAGCCUCCAACUCCUGCCCCUGCUCCAGGCUCACUGUUCCACCAGGUGAGCUGCCUCUGUGGGUCUGCUGAGGAUGUGCAGAGGGGCUGCAGCGGGUUCACCCCCGGAAGUCCUGUAGUGACAUCUGCAGAGCACACAGCUGUGGUGGGACUUGGAUCCCACAACCAUGAGUGGUUGUACCGGCAGGAGGUGGAAGAUCUGGUGGACUGGUGUGGAGAGAAGAACCUGUGCAGAAAUGUGGGGCACACAAAGGAGCUGCUCAUGGAUUUUAGGAGGAGGAGGAGCCACAGCCCAUCCCCUCUGACUGUUAACGGAGCAACUGUGGAAAUGGUCCACAGCGACGUGCACGCGCGGGUGGAGGAGACGGGCGGACACUCGGGGGAGUGCGCGCGCAGCGGGGCCUGUUACGCGGGCGUCGCGCGCAGAGCCGCGGCCGUCCGCAGGGUCCGCGGAUCCGAACGUAACGUGCUGCUGCUGGACGCCGGGGACCAGUUCCAGGGUUCGGUGUGGUUCAACUUCUACAAGGGGGCGGAGGCGGCGCACUUCAUGAACAGACUGGGCUACGAUGCCAUGGCGUUGGGGAACCAUGAGUUCGAUAACGGCGUGGACGGUCUGAUGAAGCCUUUCCUUCAGGACAUUAAAUGUUCCGUCCUCAGCGCUAACAUCAGAACCGACUCUGUUCUGGAGUCCACGUUCGGGAACGCCUUCUUCCCAUAUAAGAUAUUCACAGUGGGCGGGCAGAAGGUGGGCGUGGUCGGCUACACGUCACAGGAAACGCCGGCGCUGUCCGAACCUGGUCCUCAUCUGGACUUUGAGGACGAGGUCUCGGCGGUCCAGCUCCAGGUGGACAAACUGCAGACGCUGGGGGUCAAUAAGAUCAUCGCUCUGGGACACUCCGGCUUCACCGUGGACAAGACGAUCGCCGCCAAGGUCCGAGGAGUGGACGUGGUGAUCGGAGGACACACCAACACCUUCCUGUACACAGGUCCUCCUCCGUCCUCGGAGGUCCCGGUGGGUCCAUAUCCAGUCCUGGUGAAGUCGGAGGACGGUCGGACCGUCCCGGUGGUCCAGGCCUACGCCUUCGGGAAGUACCUGGGAUUCCUGAAGGUGACGUUUGAUGACAGUGGGAACGUGGUGGAGUCCAAAGGGAACCCCAUCCUCCUGGACAGCAGCGUCCCCCAGGAUCCAGACGUUCUGGCUGAGGUGGAGGAAUGGAAGCAGAACUUGGCGAACUAUUCAUCUCAGGAGGUCGGACAGACUCUGGUGUUCCUCAACGGCAGCUCUGAAGAAUGCAGGUUUAGAGAGUGUAACCUGGGAAACCUGAUCUGCGACGCCAUGGUCGAUAAUAACGUGGGCUACUCCGAGGGCGAACAGUGGAACCACGUCAGCGCCUGCAUCCUCAACGCCGGAGGCAUCCGGACGUCCAUCGACGAGCAGACGAGGAACGGUUCCAUCACAAUGAAGGACCUGCUCUCUGUCCUACCCUUUGGAGGAACCUACGACCUGGUGAAGCUCAACGGGUCCACGUUGAGGAAGGCCUUCGAACACUCGAUCCGACGCCACGGUCAAGGAACCGGCGAGUUCCUCCAAGUGUCCGGGUUCCAGGUGGAGUUCGACUUGUCCAAACCUCCAGGACAUCGGGUGAAGACCCUGAAGAUCCUCUGCGUGGACUGCAGGGUCCCUCGGUACGAACCGGUCCAGGACCAGACGGUCUAUAAGAUCGUCCUGCCGUCGUACCUGGUUAUCGGUGGAGAUGGGUUCACUAUGAUCAAGAACGAGAAGCUCAAACACAACAGCGGCGACUUGGACGUUUCCGUGGUGUCCAACUACCUGAUGAAAAGACGAGUGGUUUAUCCAUCUGUCCAAGGACGGAUCCGAAUCUACAGCCACGCCUCCACACAGACCAGCACACUGGGUUUACUGGGGUCACUGGUUAGUCUGGUUCUGGUCUGGAGUCUAUGAAGGACCAGGUAGACCUGGAGUCUGUGAGGGACCUGGUAGACCUGGAAUCUAUGAGGGACCUGGUAGACCUGAACCCGGAGGACAUUGUGAAGUGCAUGAGGACGUAGACGGUGAAGAAAACAGGAGUUGUUUUUUAUUUAAAGUUCGAAGUCGCAGCUGCAGUUCCUCUGAUGUCCACUCGGCGGCAGCUCGGACAAAAACACAAGGAAAUGUCGAUGAAAACAGACUUUUUUUUGUGUUUGAAGAUUCUUCAGCUCAGGAUUUGUCGCAGAUAAAUCGCAAUGUUGUUAAAAUGGUCAGUUUACGGAUUUUGUCUGGAGUUGUUGAUGUUUCCUUGUUUAUAUUUACAAUUUUUUCUGAGGUUUUAGUUUUUUUAAUCAUUGUUUAAUCCAAGAAUUUCUGAGUAAAACAGAAACAGGAAUUUUCUUCUUUUGGCACCAGAUGAAAAUUCAUUCGAUGUACAGACCUGAUCCAAAUCUUCAGACCAGUUGAAAAAUAGCUAGAAUUGACCUUUUGCACAUUUGGAUCUUAAUGAGGUUUUAAGUAGAGCUACAAUAUACAAAAGCAAGAAGGGGGAGUGAGACAAAAAG
Molecule: messenger RNA, 2633 nt
Organism: Sphaeramia orbicularis (orbiculate cardinalfish)
Lineage: Eukaryota; Metazoa; Chordata; Actinopteri; Kurtiformes; Apogonidae
Product: 5'-nucleotidase-like
Exons: 11
Coding region: 1-2043 (680 amino acids)
Biological process (GO): AMP catabolic process
Cellular component (GO): plasma membrane
Molecular function (GO): nucleotide binding; 5'-nucleotidase activity; metal ion binding
Source: RefSeq, a predicted model, not a curated record